Suhomyces tanzawaensis NRRL Y-17324 is the source of this 714-nucleotide messenger RNA. RefSeq names its product WW domain-containing protein IFU5 (gene IFU5). The transcript has a single exon. The coding region runs from base 1 to 714 and encodes 237 amino acids. Lineage: Eukaryota; Fungi; Ascomycota; Pichiomycetes; Serinales; Debaryomycetaceae. Gene Ontology annotation, molecular function: protein binding. The record is from RefSeq and is a predicted model, not a curated record.
AUGAGCGAAUCCAACCCAAAUAGUGCCCCCCAGGUCCCUAGCGGCUGGGUGGCCAAGUUCGACGACAAAUACAAGACGUGGUUUUACGUCAACCUCGACACCAAGAAAUCACAAUGGGAGGCCCCUAAAGGAACGGUGUUCCCAGACAAGGCGCCAGACGUUCCUCCUCCAGCAUACGACGACAAGAAGUCUGCUCCAGCCGCUCCAGCCGCUCCAGCCGCUCCAGCCGGCCACCAGCCCCCCAAGGGCCAGGAAAGGGCGUUCGGUUUUGGCGGUGGCCACCGUCCUCCCCAGCAAGGCUAUGGCCAGGGCUACGGUGGCGGCUAUCCACCACAGGGACCGGGCUACGGCUACCCACCACAAGGACCAGGUUACGGUUACCCACCACAAGGACCCGGUUACGGCUACCCACCACAGGGACCGGGCUACGGCUACCCGCCACAGCAAGGCUACGGCGGAUACCCACCCCAACAGCAGCAAUACGCCCAGCAAGGCAGACAGAGCAGCGGCAUGGGCAAGAUGGCCAUGGGUGUCGGAGGUGGUUUGUUAGGUGGUAUGAUGUUGGGCAGUGCCCUUGACUCCUAUGGAGACCACCAGUACCAAGAGGGUAUGGAACAAGGUUAUGACAACGGUUACGACAACGGUUACGACAACGGCUAUGACAACGGUGGCGGUUUUGAUGACGGUGGUGGUUUUGACGGAGGUGACUUCUAG